Lactuca sativa (garden lettuce) is the source of this 732-nucleotide messenger RNA. It is a transcript of the gene SDH6, whose product is annotated as succinate dehydrogenase subunit. Gene Ontology annotation, cellular component: respiratory chain complex II (succinate dehydrogenase). The record is from RefSeq and is a predicted model, not a curated record. Lineage: Eukaryota; Viridiplantae; Streptophyta; Magnoliopsida; Asterales; Asteraceae.
GAUUAAACAAUCGAGAAAGAUAUAGGAGGAGCAGAGUGCUUCAGCUGCUUGAGAUAGAUCGAGAGAAAUGGCGACAGAAGGAGCUUCGGAGCAAUCACUAUGGCAAGGAUUCAAAGAUUUCUGGAGCGAGAGAUUUAGGAUCUUGGAUGGUUAUCACCCUUACAUCCGCCGCCAAAACCCUCUUCCGUCAUGGUCCUCCUCCGAUGUCGAAGAAUUUAUCGCUUCCGAUCCCGUCCACGGUCCCGUCCUUAAAACAACCCGUGAUGCUGUGAAAUUUCUUGCUGUUGGAGGCAUACUUGGAGCUGUGUCAACUGGUGGAUUUGCAUGGAAAUAUUCAAAAAGUCCCCAUGGUGCGGCGUUGUCAUUGGCAGCAGGAGCAGUGUUUGGGAUGAGUUUUGGGCAAGAAAUUGCAAAUCACUCUCUUCAGUUAUACAGGUUGGACACCAUGGCUGCCCAGGUCAAGUUCAUGGAAUGGUGGGAGAAGAAGGCAGGAGGACGCUUUUAAAACUUUGUGUUGUUGAGAAACUUGAAGCAUGUCUGAAAUAAAUAUUUUAGGUAGUUUCCAUGUUUUGAAACCCUAAAUAUUGUUCUUUGUUGGUGGGUUGUUUUAAUGGUUAUAUUUGAAUUAGGUUUUCGGAAGGAAGCUGUAUGACUUUUUAAAUAAACUUCUUGAUUGAUAGACAAUCUGUCAAUAUAAUUGCAACUCUAAUUUGAAGUUUUUUGAGAGUUCAA